ACCAGCAUUCACAAACAACAUAUGGCAAUCAGCUUGUCACGUGAAGGAAACUUAAUUUAUUCCUUCAAUUACAAGUGAUAUAUUUUUGAUAGUUUUAAAUAUUUCAAUCAUGCAAGUAUAAUGCAUUUAUGUGGUCUUUACAAUCCGCAAAACAAAUCAUCAGUAAAAAUGAAACAAAAUCUUUUUAAUUAUUCAUGACAAGCCCACCUUAUGAAUAAAAUUUAAUAAGACCUAACAAAAUGUUUACAAAAAGAAAAAUAGACCCAAAAUUGGAGAAGCUAAGAAACGAAGUACAGGGACCACCAAAUUUAGAUACAAUCAUUUUGAACAUUCAAAAAGUGUCAUCACGCAUUCACGCUGCAUAUUUAUUUGAGCAUAUAGGUAAAGCUACACUGCAGAAACUAUGCUUGCUACUGAGCUCCACAGCGACAGGAAAAAUCUACGAUGGUUGGCAAGAAUUUGCAGCACACAUGGGAUUAACAAUGGAACAGAUACAUUGCAUAGAUUAUGACUUCAAGGGUCUUCAGGAUCCAACAUACUAUGUUCUUCUGACUUAUGUCCAAUCUCCGGAAGCAACAAUGGACAAAAUUUUUAAUGCUUUGCAAAAGAUGCAACGGUUUGAUGUAAUAAAUCAAAUUAAGGAUUAUGUGUAUGAUCUAGUCGAUGUUCUAUCACAAUGUGCCAAUGAAGGAUCCGAAAUAAUUCAACCUGGAUAUGUACCAAAAGCACCAUUAGUUCUGAGUCCUAUUUUAAUAACAAGAGAAUGCAAAAGAAUCGGAACAAAAGAAAAUGCAUUAAGAUCUACACCAAAAGAUAUUCAGCAAAAGCAUACUAAACAAAGAUAUGGCUGCAUAGUUAUGCUAACUUUUGCGGACGAUGGUUUAUCAACCGCGGAAUGUAUCGCAAAGAUAUUUAGAUCCAAGCAACCUCGAAUCGGCGUGCUUAUAUUGCAAGAGCAAGAGAAAGGCGUUUACAGUCGAGCUGAAGAAUUUAUAGAUGAUUGCUUUAAACAGGUUGAUUAUAUUAUACCAAUAUUAACAAGAGGAUACAUUGAAAGAAUAAAUAAUCUUACAAAAACAUAUGAACAGAUAUAUAAUAAUUUGGAUGAAAAAUACUUGAAAUACAUAUAUUCCUUGUUGAGGUACGAAUACGUGAAAAAUCAAUGUUGCAACAAUCGCGUAAGAUGUAUCGUGCCCGAUAAGGAUGUUUAUACGGUCGUACGUGCAAAUCUACAUCCCACAUUACAAGCAUGGUUUCGCGAAAGUGAUAUUGACGCUUUUGUUAACAAUAUUCUCUUCCAUAAAUUUUGAUAUGAAAAUUGACGAAAGUGCUUAGAAUGUAAUAAAAAUUUUACAAGUGACUCUUAAUUAUUCAUACUUUUGUAACACAUCUCAUAUAGUAUUACGGUAAUGUUGAUAUUUUUAUAUUAACAAAAAAUAAAAGAACAUUGUGUUUAUCUCUUUAA
Cataglyphis hispanica is the source of this 1465-nucleotide messenger RNA. RefSeq lists its product as uncharacterized. NCBI's taxonomy places the organism in Eukaryota, Metazoa, Arthropoda, Insecta, Hymenoptera, Formicidae. The record is from RefSeq and is a predicted model, not a curated record. The transcript is spliced from 7 exons. Gene Ontology annotation, molecular function: protein binding. Bases 240 to 1310 code for a protein of 356 amino acids. Gene Ontology annotation, biological process: signal transduction.